GUGUGUUCAGCAGUAAUCAGUGUUUAAGAGUCGCUGCAAUCGCGAAGAGACCUCAUUUGGGUGAGAGACUAGUCUGUAGCUCACGCACACUACUGAGCGCCAUACCUGUAUCUGUGAGAGAUGAAGCUGUUAUUGACCAUCCUCUUUCUCUGCGCGGCUGCCGUGGACGCCCAGUGGUGGUCUUCCUGGUUCAGCACUCAUGAUGCCGACGACAGCACACCACAUGCGACAUGGAACGGCUUAAAAGUGACCUUCGGAGUGAACCCGUUUUUCGGAAACAACUUUGACAGCAUGCCGCGAACCACGGAGAUGGCCGAUGAGAAGGGGUGGACGCAGUUCGGUCCGAAAUCGUGCUCAGCUGGCACGUGGCAGGGUUUCCGUUAUGUGAAGAACAGUGACCCCGCAGUCAUCUUGCUGUUCGAUAAGAACGGCUACAUCGCCGGGAUGCAGAUGGGGGUAUACAAGAGUGAGCUGCCCUCUGACGGCAGCGUCCCACCCGCACGAAUCACUCCGCCAUGGAUAAAGGACGAGAGCAAGGAUAUGCUACUCCUCACCGUCUAUUUCGUCCAGCCAAGUGAAAAACACGAAAACAGCCGGAGCCGAAUUAUAGAUAUAAUAACCAGAUUAUACGUUACCACAACAGGUAAUAUCUGCGGUGAAGGCCGUACCGAUGACGAGUACCAGGAGGCAGGCACGGGGACGGGUUUGUACAUCCAGACCGGACCUAACCCGACCUCUGACGUCAUGUCCGCACCGCUACAACAGGCAGAUGUGGAGGGGACAGACUGGACAAGGGGAGAGUGUUUCUGGGCCAUGGGUCAGCACUACUGGUACAAGUUUAGACCCGACAUGAACUGUGACGACUUCUACCCAGUCUUCCUGCUGUACAACGACGGGAAGCUGAACGGGUUCGGCUGGAACAUCAACACCCCACUGGACAGUCCCCGCUACGAGAGCCCUCCCACAGGCGCAGUUAGUUUGUUCUUCGCCCAGAAGCCACCCUGUUUCGAUGAGCACGUGCAUCGUGGCAUAUCCACCCUGCAUAUCUACCUGGACGAUUCGCCCAGCUCCAACUUCUGUUAGAGAUGAGACACAA
Molecule: messenger RNA, 1096 nt
Organism: Branchiostoma floridae (Florida lancelet)
Lineage: Eukaryota; Metazoa; Chordata; Leptocardii; Amphioxiformes; Branchiostomatidae
Exons: 8
Coding region: 121-1083 (320 amino acids)
Source: RefSeq, a predicted model, not a curated record